Molecule: messenger RNA, 2328 nt
Organism: Apiotrichum porosum
Lineage: Eukaryota; Fungi; Basidiomycota; Tremellomycetes; Trichosporonales; Trichosporonaceae
Gene: GUT2
Product: mitochondrial glycerol-3-phosphate dehydrogenase
Exons: 3
Coding region: 1-2328 (775 amino acids)
Biological process (GO): glycerol-3-phosphate metabolic process
Cellular component (GO): mitochondrion; glycerol-3-phosphate dehydrogenase (FAD) complex
Molecular function (GO): glycerol-3-phosphate dehydrogenase (quinone) activity; calcium ion binding
Source: RefSeq, a predicted model, not a curated record
AUGUUCCGCGCGGCUCUCUUCCCGUCGCGUCGCGCCGCCCUCGUCGCGGCCACCUCGGUGGUCGCAGCAGGGACGCUCUACGCUACCCAGCGUGAGACCGCCCUCGAGGGCAACACACCCGUCACCAAGCGUCGUCCCGGCCCCCUCUGGGCGCCCAUGACCCGCAAGCAGAUGCUCGACCACCUGCGUACCUCUGGUGUCUUUAUCAAGCGUACCGAGCACGGCGGCCCCGAGCCCGGUACCGUCGACCUGUCCAAGAUUGGCAAGGAGAGCGACGACGACGACGUCUUCGAUCUCCUUAUUGUCGGCGGUGGUGCGACUGGUGCUGGUACUGCCCUCGACGCGGCAUCCCGUGGUCUCAAGAUUGCCAUGGUCGAGCGCGACGACUUUGCCUCGGGUACCUCGUCCAAGUCGACCAAGCUCGUCCACGGUGGUGUUCGCUACCUCCAGAAGGCCAUCAUGGAGCUCGACUACGAGCAGUACAAGCUCGUCCGCGAGGCCCUCCGUGAGCGCAAGAUCUUCCUCACCACCGCCCCUUACCUCUCCAACAUGGUCCCCAUCCUCCUGCCCGUCUACACCUGGUGGCAGCUUCCUUACUACUACGUCGGCUCCAAAAUGUACGACCUCCUUGCCGGCAAGGAGAACAUGGAGAGCGCGUACUGGAUGGGCCCCGGUCGUUCGCUCGAGGCCUUCCCCAUGCUCAAGACCGAUGGUCUGGUCGGCUCGGUCGUCUACUAUGAUGGCCAGCACAACGACUCGCGCAUGAACAUGGCCCUCGUCUCGACCGCUGUCCAGCACGGCGGCAUUGUCGCCAACCAGUGUGAGGUCGUCGCUCUCCACAAGCAGAUCGACCCCACCAAGCUUGGCAAGCUCCGCAUCCACGCCGCGACCCUCAAGGACCGUAUGACCGGCGAGGAGUUUGUUGUCCGCUGCCGCGGUGUCAUCAACGCUACCGGCCCCUUCUCUGACGGUGUCCGCAAGCUCGACGACCCUACCAUCCAGAACAUUGUCGCCCCCUCGUCCGGUGUUCACAUCACCCUGCCUAACUACUACGGCCCCAAGACCAUGGGUCUGCUCGACCCUGCCACCUCGGACGGCCGUGUCAUCUUCUUCCUUCCCUGGCAGGGUAACGUCAUCGCUGGUACCACCGACUCGCCUUGCGACGUCGACCAGAACCCCAUUCCCCAGGAGCAGGAGAUCCAGUGGAUCCUCGACGAGGUCCGUCGCUACCUGAGCCCCGACAUCAAGGUCCGUCGUGGUGACGUCCUCUCGGCUUGGUCCGGUAUCCGCCCCCUCGUCCGCGACCCCGCGGCCAAGAACACCGAGUCGCUCGUUCGCAACCACAUGAUCAACAUUUCCGAGGGCGGUCUCCUGACCAUUGCCGGCGGCAAGUGGACCACGUACCGUGCCAUGGCCGAGGAGACUGUCGACGCUGCCAUCAAGGAGUUUGACCUCAAGCCCAACGGCCCUUCGCAGACUGCCCGCAUCAAGCUCAUUGGCGCCCACGCAUGGACCCCGACCAUGUACAUCAAGCUCAUCCAGCAGUUCGGUCUUGAGACCGACGUUGCCAAGCACCUGUCCGAGUCGUACGGAGACCGCGCCUGGGCCGUGGCCUCGAUGGAGAAGCCCACUGGCCUCUCGUGGCCCAUCCACGGCACCCGUCUGUCGCCCCUCUACCCUUACCUCGAGGGCGAGGCCCGCUACGCCGUCCGCCACGAGUUUGCCCUCCAUGCCACCGACUUUGUCGGCCGUCGUACCCGUCUCUCCUUCCUCAACGUCCAGGUCACCCUCGAGGCCCUGCCGCGCAUCAUUGACAUUAUGGGCGAGGAGCUCGGCUGGGACGGCAAGACCAAGCGCGAGGAGUUUGAGAACGCCAUCCAGUACCUCUACUCGAUGGGUCUGCCGCAGACCACCAAGCUCACGCUUGACGAGGUCCGCAGCCGUGGCGGCAACGCCGGUGUCCUUGGCCUGAUCAACAAGACCGAGGCCGCCGUCUACGCCCGUUCUGCCUUCUCGCCCAAGGAGCUCACGCGCCUCAAGGAGCAGUUUGCCAAGCUCGACUUUGACAACGACCAGCGCAUCACCCGCGACGACCUCAUGCACGCCAUGAAGAACAUGGGCUACACGCCCAACACGGCCACCGCCGACGGCAUCCUCGCCGAGGUCGACUUUGGCCGUACCGGCGCCGUCGACUUUGAGCACUUCCUCGACAUUGCCGCGGGCCUCAAGGAGCUCCAGCUCGACAACGCCUUCACCCACAUUGCCAAGCUGGACGAGGACUCCAAGGCCGCCCGCAUCCCCGUCGAGCGUUCGGGCGGUGGUGCUUAA